UAUGCGAAGCGGAUGUUUCUUGUGUGAGCAGCAGCAGACACACCGCCGUGCGUCUUUGCGCUCAGAGAUCAUCCACUCCUGAGCCACUCACCGCGUCUUUCUCUCAUUUUUCUCCCCACAGCAGCCUCACCUGCGAAGCCACAGCGGACAGCGGAGCUCCUCAGCGGACACUUUGCUGACUAACAGACGCACACCACAGUGUACUUUUACCAUGGAGGAGAACCAGGCAGAGUAACUUACGGCAGCCUACAGUUCCCACAAUCGGACUGUCAGAGAGAGGAGCGAGCUUCACAAUGACCCGUUAAAUUCCUGCCGUCGAUGUUUUCUUUGGAGAGUGGAUUGACCAUCUCCUAACAGCAGAGCAGAAAGGCCUUUAUCCGGUAAUUUCAGUCUUCAGAUGGACCGAGUGCCCUCGGCACUGGCCGCUAAGAUGCGCUGGAUCACGCUGAUGCUUGCCGGCUUGACUUUCUGGGGCAAAGUGACUAUUUGUAACUGUUUCGACUACGAGGAGCCAGACUAUGAUUAUUAUGAAGAGGAGAGAGCGGAGACCAUUGACUAUAAAGACCCGUGCAAAGCUGCUGCAUUCUGGGGCGACAUCGCUUUAGACGAAGAGGACCUGCGCAUGUUCCAGAUCGACAGGACGAUAGACCUCACACAGCACACACACAUGCACACACACUCCCGGCAGGGCCACACGUCUGGUGGCCUGGAGGAACAUGACAUUUCUAAAAAGAGAGGAUCUUUAUAUCUACUGCUGGAGAGAAUACGCAGGUUUGGCUUCGACUACCUCCCAAAGAACUCCAGCAAAGGAGCUGCCAAUCCUAGAAGCCAAACUGGGAAAGGUGGAAAGACUGGUAACGUCAUGAAGAGCCGUAUCCCUCGAGCGGCCACGUCCCGAGCUGAGAGGAUAUGGCCUGGCGGAGUCAUUCCCUACGUCAUAGGAGGGAACUUCACUGGUAGUCAGCGGGCCAUGUUUAAGCAGGCCAUGCGUCACUGGGAAAAACAGACGUGCGUAACUUUCAUUGAGAAGACAGACGAGGAAAGCUACAUUGUGUUCACCUACAGACCCUGCGGGUGUUGUUCCUAUGUGGGUCGUCGUGGCAACGGGCCUCAGGCUAUCUCCAUAGGGAAGAACUGUGACAAGUUUGGCAUCGUGGUGCAUGAACUAGGCCAUGUCAUCGGCUUCUGGCACGAGCACACGCGGCCUGAUCGUGACGAUCACGUGACCAUCAUCCGUGAUAACAUCCAACCAGGCCAGGAGUAUAACUUCCUCAAGAUGGAGCCAGGGGAGGUGAACUCUCUCGGGGAGCCAUAUGAUUUUGAUAGCAUCAUGCACUACGCCAGGAACACCUUCUCACGGGGGAUGUUCCUCGACACCAUCCUUCCAUCCAGAGAUGAAAACGGGGUCCGGCCUGCUAUUGGCCAGCGCACCAGGCUCAGUAAAGGAGACAUUGCACAGGCAAGAAAGCUGUAUAGAUGUCCAGCAUGCGGAGAGACGCUCCAAGAUUCAACAGGCAACUUCUCGUCUCCUGGUUACCCCAAUGGAUACCCCUCGUACACACACUGUGUCUGGAGAAUAUCUGUUACACCUGGAGAAAAGAUUGUUCUUAACUUUACCACCAUGGAUCUGUAUAAAAGCAGUCUAUGCUGGUACGACUACAUCGAGGUUCGGGAUGGAUACUGGAGGAAAGCUCCGUUGCUCGGCAGGUUUUGUGGGGAUAAAGUUCCCGACGUGUUGAUCUCCACUGACAGCAGGAUGUGGAUUGAGUUCCGCAGCAGCAGCAACUGGGUGGGAAAAGGCUUUGCUGCCAUUUAUGAAGCGAUCUGUGGAGGAGAAAUCACCAAAGACUCGGGACAGAUUCAGUCUCCCAACUAUCCUGAUGACUACAGACCAUCCAAAGAGUGUGUGUGGAGGAUCACUGUGUCUGAGGGAUACAACGUCGGGCUCAGCUUCCAGGCCUUUGAGAUUGAGAGGCACGACAGCUGUGCUUACGACUACCUGGAGGUCCGAGACGGCCCUCUGGAGACAAGCCCUCUGAUUGGUCGAUUCUGCGGCUACGACAAACCUGAGGAUGUGCGCUCCACUUCACACACGCUGUGGAUGAAGUUUGUCUCAGACGGGACGGUAAACAAGGCCGGCUUUGCUGCAAACUUUUUCAAAGAGGAGGAUGAGUGUGCCAAGCCAGACAAUGGUGGAUGUGAACAGAGGUGUGUAAACACUCUCGGCAGCUUCAAGUGUGCCUGUGACCCAGGCUACGAACUGGCUCCCGACAAGAAGAGCUGUGAAGCGGCAUGCGGCGGUCUCCUCUCGAAGUUGAACGGGACCAUCAGCACUCCUGGUUGGCCUAAAGAGUAUCCACCCAACAAGAACUGUGUGUGGCAGGUGGUCGCUCCCACUCAGUACCGCAUCUCCAUGCAGUUUGAGGCCUUCGAGCUGGAGGGGAAUGAGGUGUGUAAAUACGACUAUGUCGAGGUACGCAGUGGCCUUUCCUCCGACUCUAAGCUGCAUGGUAAAUACUGCGGCACUGAGGUCCCCGAGGUCAUCACCUCUCAGUAUAAUAACAUGAGGAUUGAGUUCAAGUCUGACAACACCGUCUCCAAGAAAGGCUUCAAGGCUCACUUCUUCUCAGACAGCCUGGCUCUGUGUCGUAUGAUUGUGUUUGAGUCAUGCCAGGACAUAAAACGCGACCGCCCCCCCUCCCGUGGCCACAUCAACAACAAGCUGGCGACCUCAUCAAAGGUCAGAGACAAAGAUGAGUGCAGCAAGGACAACGGCGGCUGCCAGCACGAGUGCAUCAACACAGUGGGCUCGUACGUUUGUCAGUGUCGCCAUGGCUUUGUACUGCAUGAGAACAAACAUGACUGUAAGGAAGCUGAGUGUGAGCAUAAGAUCCACAGCCCCAGUGGGACCCUGAGCAGCCCUAACUGGCCAGACAAGUAUCCGAGCCGUAAGGAGUGCACCUGGGACAUCACAGCCACGCCGGGGCACCGAGUCAAGAUAGCCUUUAAUGAGUUUGAGAUCGAGCAGCAUCAGGAAUGUGCAUACGACCAUCUGGAGGCCUUUGACGGGGACAGCGACACGGCAGCCAUCUUGGGUCGAUUGUGCGGCAGUAAGAUCCCAGAGCAGCUUGUCUCCACUGGCAACAAGAUGUACCUCCGCUUCAUUUCUGACGCCUCAGUACAGAGAAAAGGCUUUCAGGCUACACACUCCACAGAGUGUGGAGGUCGUCUAAAAGCAGAAGCUCGUCAGAAGAACCUCUACUCUCACUCCCAGUUUGGAGACAAUAAUUACCCGGGUCACACCGACUGCGAGUGGCUGCUGACGGCUGAACAGGGCUACGGCAUCGAGCUGAGCUUCAUUACUUUUGAGGUAGAGGAGGAAGCUGACUGUGGUUAUGACUACAUCGAGCUGUACAACGGGUACGACGCCAACUCACAUCGACUCGGCCGCUUCUGUGGUUCAGGGCCACGGGAAGGCAUCUACUCUCACGGAGGCGCUAUGCUGAUCCGUUUCCAUAGCGACGACACAAUCAGCAAGAAGGGCUUCCACAUCCGCUACACGAGCACCAAGUUUCAGGAGAGCCUUCACACCAGGAAAUGACCUCACACGCAGCCCGUGACCUCUGACCUCUGUGCAGCCCCCCCACCACUGUCACCCUGACCUUCACCAUGGCCACGAGAAAAGUACAGCCUGUCCCCUCUUCUCGGACCCGACAGACAGAUGUGGACGUUCGCCAGCCGCGGGAGGAAGACGACACUUUACGUGAACAUUAGUCUCCCUCCGAGGCUCCACAAAGGUCACCGCAGCUCUGAGACAAGACAGGAAAAACACUGAGAUAUCUACAUGAUGUGGGGAAACGUGCCGACGACUGAGCGAGCUCUUCAUUACUGCACAUCCAGCUACCCUCAGUGUGGAUCAUAAACACACCAUAUACAGAAAUAUAAACUAUGGAUGCUUGAGGAACUGAGGAGCUUCUACCUAAAAGAAAAAUGCAUCCAACACGGGAGUUUGGGUCUUUUCUGACUCCCUUAACUGUGCGAAUUACUGUGAUCAGACGUGCUCACACCCACAGAAACUGAGAGGAAACUCGGAGACAUUUUUAUUGCCUUUGAAGCCUGGGAACUGCAACCCAGCUCAGAAUGGCUGCAGAUGAUUUUAUUUCAUGUCUUAUUGUAAAACUCAUUGUGUUUACUGUAUGUGUGUCUGUGUGUACAGAGAAAAAAAAGAACAAACAAAAGGCUGAAGUCCGACAUUUGCCCUUUUUGCUUCAAUCGUAUGCAGACAACCAUCGUGGAAUGAGGGGUAAAAAAUGGAGAUUUUCCAAAUGAUUUGUGAUGUUAAUGUUAAGCCUUGCAUUAUGUUGUGUGUGUGUCCAUGCUGUUUUUGAGUUUGCACCGUCCUGUAACAAACUUUCACGGACGUUUCCAGUUCCCACCUCAGCCCCGUCCCUCAGAAAAAAGUGGAUAUUGGAAGGGAAUAUUUUCACAGCUGUCUCUCGGAGUGACACAAUUCUGAUUGAAGGAGAGAUUCCCAUGGUGCUAACACAUAAAAAAACUACACUGAAUGACAGACGACUGCAGUUGGAAGUAAAGGUUUUCAAUAGGAGACACAGUCAGCGUGCAAACAGCGCGUUGCAUCAACAGCACUAGUCCUGUGGAACUACAAUAUUGCCUUAGAACCAAAAUGUAUGCUAUCGAUGCUCUUGUGUCAGCAGUGUUUUCAAGGUUUUUCGGCAGCGUAUUUCAUCUGUUUGGAGAUCAUGAAUGGUUUGUUGUUAAAAAAACAUGGGAAAUGUAGUCUGUGUGUGAGAUAGAGUGUCAAUGGUGCAUGUGUGUUUGGGUGUCAUUUUUGUAGCUGCUCUCAGAGAUACAUAAACACACGCUUACACAUCCACAAACACACAAAACUCAAUUGUGUGCAUUUUCCCAAACAUAUCUGAACACACACUUCCUCUUCUGUAUAUUUGGGGUGUGGAGUUUAAGGAGAUAUGCAGUUUGUUGUGUUAAAUGCAAAUGUGUAAGUGUGUGUUAUAGGAGAUUAUAGAGAAAUAAUGUGUGUGUAUGUCUGUAAACUGUUUAUUUUUAAGUUGAAUCAUUCAUUGCUGUACGUGCCAAGCUCCAGGUGACCCUGAUCCGCUGUAGUUUUUGUUUUAUCACUACACCUCUUGUGUCUGUAGUUCAGAGACACUGACAUGACGUCCUCUGCAUCAGUCAUUAAAAUACACACAGGUAAAAACUACAUGCAUCUGUGUGUGUGAUGGAUUAUUGCUGUGUUUUGUGAGAUAAUUUAUGGUUAGACAAGACGAGUGCCAAUUAUUGAUCCAUAAAUCAAAUCCUAAUAUUCUCCCUUUGACAUGAUAAUUAUAUUAUAAAGCACAUGGUGUUUAAUGGCUUAGAUUUGGUCAAUUGUAUUGUAUUACUCUGUUUCCAGCCAUAGUCCCUGGCAAAGGUGCAGUAAAAGAAGCCACCCCCAAAAAUCCUGAAGCCCAUUUGAGUGUUUUUGUUAGACUAACUUUGCUUCUGUCUACAGUUGUUUCUAUCACUUUUAAACUCACUUAUUCUGC
This is a messenger RNA of Plectropomus leopardus (leopard coralgrouper), 5564 nucleotides long. RefSeq names its product tolloid-like 1 (gene tll1). The record is from RefSeq and is a predicted model, not a curated record. Gene Ontology annotation, biological process: proteolysis. Gene Ontology annotation, molecular function: serine-type endopeptidase activity; zinc ion binding; calcium ion binding. Lineage: Eukaryota; Metazoa; Chordata; Actinopteri; Perciformes; Serranidae.